CUACUUAUACAAACUGGUGGUCAUACAUGUAUUUACAUAUUUUAUUGCAUAAUAUUCAAAAAUAGAUUCUUAAAAUGUGGAUAAAAACGUUAAUACUUUCGGCUUUGUUACUGUAUACAACAUCAGCAAAACCAGUAACUGGACCUGGAAAUGAUAAUAAUAUAAACCAUAAGAAAUUAGCGAAGUUCCUAAAAAAGUCUGUGCCAACAAUAGAAUCAAAAUAUCGUUUAUCUCGCAAUACAGUACCGAGAGUGUACAUGAUAGAAUUAGAUCCGGAUUUUUUGGGUGACAAGUUUACAUUUACCGGAAAGUGUUCUAUUAUUUUUGAAGUACUUCAUCCAACUACCAGUGUUACUUUACACAAAUCUAAUAAACUAGAUAUUCAAGGCGAUGCUACAGAGCUCAUACAUUCAGAUGGUAAAAUUGAAAAGCCAUUAAAACAAACCUGGGAAGCUCAAAAUGAAUUUUAUACCAUGAAAUUCGAAAACAAAUUACCAAUUGGAAACUACACAUUAAAUAUGAAAUGGUCGGGAGUUGACUCGUCUGAAGAUUGGUUUGAUCCUUACACAGGAUUUUAUCGAGCCGAAAAUAAAGGAGAAAAUGGAGAAACUAGUUACAUAGUUACUACUCACUUUGAACCAUCAGGAGCUCGAAAUACUUUUCCAUGUUGGGACGAACCAGGCUUAAAAGCAGAAUUCGAAAUGUCAGUUAAGCAUUUUCCAAAUUAUACAGCACUGGCAAACAUGCCAGUAAAAAGUCAAGAAAAAAUGCCGGAUGGUAAAGUUUUAACUCACUUUGAAAGAUCUGUAAAAAUGUCGCCAUAUCUUCCAUGCAUUUUGAUCGCUGAUUACAAAGCAAUUAAGAAUGAAAAUGGAAAUAUUACAUUUUAUACAAUGGAAAAAGAUUUGGAAUUAGUAAAAUACGCUUUGGAAAUAAGUGAAAAAACUAUUCCUGCCUUAGAAGCUUAUACUAAUAUGCCGUAUGCAAUGCCAAAACUUGAUCAGAUCACAGUUCCUGAGUAUGGUGCAGUUGCUAUGGAACACUGGGGACUUGUGAGUUAUAUAACGUAUUCAGUAUUAUUACGUAAUACUACAUUGAUGCCAAAUAAUGAAAAAAAAGACAAAAUUGCAUUUUUGGUGGCUCAUGAAUUGGCUCAUCAGUGGUUUGGAAACUUAGUCAGUCCAGUAUGGUGGGAUGAUGUGUGGCCGAAUGAAGCGUUUGCGGCAUAUUUUCAAUAUAAAGUAUUAGAUCAGAUUUUUCCUCAUUGGAGAGUAAUGGAUUAUUUUGUAGUUGAACACAACAAUGAAUAUGCAUUUCCUGCUGAAAUUCGUUUACGUGGAUCAGGCAAGCCAAUAAAGUUCAAUCCCACUACAAAGAUAGAAAUUGAACAAGCGUUUGGCCCAGUUACUUACAACAAAGGUGCUGCUGUUGUGCAUAUGAUCGAACAUAUCCUUGGAGAAGAAGUUUUCCGUGAAGGAAUCCAAAACUAUUUAAAAAAACAUCAAUUUAAAGCCGUGGUUACCAAUAACCUUUGGGAUGCACUACAAGAAGCUCAUGAUAAAAAAUACAAAGAUAAAAAACUAAAUAUAAAAAGCACUAUGGAACCAUGGAUCAAACAAACUGGUUAUCCAAUAUUAAAAGUAACAAGAGAUAAUGAAACUGAUGAUAUUGUUAUAAAACAAGAACCGAAUAAACCUUCUUCAGCAGGAAAUACGUGGAGAAUUCCAAUAAAUUACGCCACAAAGUCGAACCCCGAUUUCACGUCAACAGCACCAACCAUGUGGAUGGAGAAAGAUCAAGAAGAGUUAAGAAUUGCUAAUAUUCCUAAAGAUGAUUGGAUCAUCGUAAAUAUUCAACAAAGAGGAUUUUAUCGAGUUGACUAUGAUGGAGAAAAUUGGGACAAACUUAUAGGAUAUCUUCAUUCUGAUGAUUUCAAAAAAAUACAUCCAGUUAAUCGUGCACAAUUGAUUGAAGACAUUUUUGAAAGAUUUGCAGAUGAGUCAAAAAUAGAUAAAUUAAUUCUUUUGACACUAUAUUUACAUCAAGAACGAGAUUAUGUUGUGUGGAUACCAGCAGGGAAAAUGAUACAACGAUUUACCUCUGGUAUGCGUAAUUCACAUGAAGAGGAUAUCUUUGGGCUGUUUUUACUCGUUGUUACAAACGAAAUAACUGAACAUCUUGGAUUUGAACAUCGUGAAGGAGAUGAACAUUCUGCGGUCAAAAUAAGAAGUAUGCUUGCUCCUUUAGUAUGUGCAUACGAACAUGCUGAUUGUAUCGCAUUUGCUCAUCGCCUAUUUGAUACUUAUUUGGAAAAUCCAUCUGAAAAUGCAUUCCCAUCUACCGAUUGGGAAUGGAUCGUAUGUGCUGGACUUCGAGAGUCAAAUGAAUCUGUAUGGGAUAAAUUCAUGACUACUGAUAUGCCUAUGACGAAAAGUAUGAAAAAUUCCAAGUACAAUUUUAUUAAAUGCUUACCCUCGAAAAAACAGCGUGAUAAAUAUAUUGCUCGAACCAUGCAAGAAGGAUCGAAGGUUACACCUGAUCAAAUAAAUGGAAUGUUUGAAGCUUUCUUUAAAAGUCGUAGUGAUGAUGUUAAUUAUGCUAUCGAUUAUGUUAUUGGAUACUUUGACAACAUUAAAAAAUACUAUGAUCAAGAUGAAGAUGGUAAUAUUUUACUCUUGAUAGCGAAUAUGGCAAUUUAUGGCAUUAAAACUGAAAAUCAACUCAAAAAGUUCCAAAAAUUCUUAGAAGAGAAUGGGAAAGCUCUCGAUGACGUGGAUUUUCUGAGCCCAUCAGAUGCAUUGGAACUUUCUAAAGAAAUCGAUGAAAUCGAAACAAAUGUAGCGAUUGUGGCACAAAAAAUAAGAGAAAUCAUUGAAUUUGAUGAUAUUGAUGAAGGAAAAAAAUUACGGAGACUCAAAACAUCGGAAUCAUAAAAAUAAAGUUUCAAUUUUAAUUCUUAUGUAAUGAAUGGAAUUUAAACUCAAGUUAAAAUUAAAAUUAUGAGUAGAAAUUUUUUAUUUAUUUGUUAUUAAUAAAUUUUGAAUGUUAUGAUUAAAAUAUUGUUCCGGCGAAUCUUUUCAAUGUCAGUUUUCUAAAAAACCAAUCUAAAAUUUAACUAUUAUCGAAAAAUUACAUAAAUAAAUGACAUUUU
Molecule: messenger RNA, 3151 nt
Organism: Chelonus insularis
Lineage: Eukaryota; Metazoa; Arthropoda; Insecta; Hymenoptera; Braconidae
Product: aminopeptidase N-like
Exons: 9
Coding region: 75-2933 (952 amino acids)
Biological process (GO): proteolysis; peptide catabolic process
Cellular component (GO): cytoplasm
Molecular function (GO): metalloaminopeptidase activity; zinc ion binding; peptide binding
Source: RefSeq, a predicted model, not a curated record